UCCUGCAUUCCUUUGUCCAAGUGAUGGAUGCAUAGAGGGAGGUUGCAUGAACUUUUGUCACCGCCCACUUGCACUUGUUACUGUUGCAGGCUUUAUUGCCACGGGAGACCCCAAACUAUCUGUGCCUGUCAUCGCCAUCGCAAUGGGAAGAAGCCUGCCGUGUGUCUAUUUGCUUGUCUUAGUCAUUUUCCAAGAGGCAUGUGGCUUAAAGAUUCAGAACAAGCUGCUGGGUAAAUGUCUGCAGGUGCAUGAAGGAACUUUGGGAGGCAGAGUAUCUCUGGGUGACUGCAGCCCAUAUUCGGCCCUACAGGAAUGGCGUUGGUUACCAGAGAGCCAGGCUCUCAUCAAUCACCACACUGGGGAGUGUCUGACUGCACCAGGAGAGCAGUAUGAAGGUGUCCUCCUGCAGCGCUGCGUCUUUCGGGCUGGAAGUGACGAGUCUAAUGCCGGAGUGGCAGUGGUGGAUACAGGCAGAGGGGCAAGCAGCCAGAUAUGGUCCUGUUCCAAAAAAGGACACCUCACUUUGAAAGGAAGGGGGCUACAUCUUAGUGCCACACAAGAAGCUACGUUGGUCUUCCUUUCGAGGGAACAUAGGCAGCCUGGCAGCAGGUGGCAGACACUUGACAACCAGACACUAUGCAAUGGGAGAGACAGCAAACAUAACCAACACCAACCUCAUCACCAUCUGGGUAAAUCUUUGGAACCUGGGAUUUUUCCAAGUGCCAUCUCUGAUAUACAAAGACAGGCUGAACCAUUUGGAGGUAUAAUGGCCGGGGAGGUCACAGAAACAUAUCCACUAAUGGAUGUGCCUCUUUGGUCCCUUAGCACCAAAUCCCCUGCAGAUCCCACCAUGGUUUUCUUCCGUAUGGACUACGGGAUGGGCUGGAAGAUAACCAUGCUGGUACUAAGCUCUUUGGCUCUGGUCCUGGGGACUGUGAUUCUUAUCCUUAAUGUUUACUCCAGUAGAAGGAAGAAGGUGGUGUGUGUUCUAAAGUCAUACACUCCGAGGCCAGAGGUGAGUGUUCCUGGGUCCCCAGCUGCCAGUGAAAGAGCCCUGCUGACAGAGCAUGCCAUGCGCCUCCCACACUCCUCCCCCACUUUACGAGGAGAAAUCCUGAUUGAGUGGAAAGAUGGCACUGUCACUCCACUGUAUGAGGCCUGAAGGCUGUACUGUAUCUUUGAACAUAGGUGUGGUAAUGCAAACACACAUGGUUUCUUGUGCAAGGUUAUGUAUGUUAUCAUCUGAAUGUCUCUAAAGGACAAAGAAAUGAGAAAAACAAAAGGCAAAAUAAGUAUUUUUGUGUGUUGUUUCUGUUGGCAUGGAAAUGACAGUAAGCAUACGGUUUCAUAAAAUGGAAAGUUCAUGGAUCGGUAUCAAACCGUUUCUGUAAGACUUAGCUGCCACAGGAAGAUAAAAGCUGUUGUGAAGCUGCCAGAAUAGAAAAAGUAUGUAGGACCAUGAGUUUUCCAAAAUACUGAGUCCUGAUGUCUGCUGUUUUGAGAUUUGAGGGAGUGCUUGUUGGAUGAAAGGACUGUAAAAUAAAUAUAAGAAUUGAGUCAUUGUUUUUCGGCUUUAUAUAAGUAAAAUUCAAGAUUGAACAAUGUACCCAAUAGCUUAGGCCUUUAUUUACAUAAAUACUUAGGCAAACAAAGAUUAGGUUCCUAUGUCUAAACUAUCAUCUAGCCCCAAUUUGUCAAGACACUGUUGUGGGAUUAGCUCAGAUGUCUCUUUACAUAAUACAUAAUUGUGUUGCAACUUUGAUAUGUUGCAAGAAACAUUGAUUGAUGAAAGUUGUUUUCCGAACAUAAUUCUGUAUUAUUUAGCGUGUGCUCUUUAUAAUAACUGCAUAGAGUAAGAUAUUUCAGUAGAAAAUCUUGUUUAUGUAGGGAAUGUCUGUAGUCUGACUGACACAGUAGAUUUCAUUACUGUAAUGCACUUUGCUUGGUACUGACAUUACAUAAACCUUUAUUAAUUUAAAUUGUUAAUAGAAACAGUGCUUAUAACCGACUGGACCUGUUAUAUCUCCUUGGAAACAGCAGUUGACGAAACAAUAUUCCCUUAAGGUCCACUUGAGCUUUUAACCUUGAUGUUUAAACUUUCCAUUAUUCUCAACACUGUUGGGACCUCUCAAUCUUAACAUUUCACUGGGAAGACCGUAUGAUAUAGUUGAAAGCUCCAGAACCUCCAGUGGAGAUUGUUUUAACUUAAAUCGGUAUUUACUUUUUUGCAUUUGUAUGUGGCAACCUGAUAAACCACUAAUUUGUGCUGUGUGUUAGUCUUUUAACAAAAGUAUUUUUAUACUGUGAACUAGCAAAUAAAAUGGGAUAUACACAGUUGACUUGUACUGUUGUUAUCAUGAUCAGGCUUGCAGAGAACAUGACAUUCCCAGUGGCACGGAAACCUCCCAGUGGGAGGAACCUGUUUACAACAGA
Molecule: messenger RNA, 2433 nt
Organism: Sander lucioperca (pikeperch)
Lineage: Eukaryota; Metazoa; Chordata; Actinopteri; Perciformes; Percidae
Exons: 6
Coding region: 47-1162 (371 amino acids)
Source: RefSeq, a predicted model, not a curated record